UGAGUUCAUUUCUCCUUCAAUUUUUGUUGCUUUGGGAUGCUGCAAACUUUCGUCUGCUUCUUCAACACAGUCCACUUGAAAAAACUGCUGCAUUUUCUUUGCUCCCAUAAAAGUUUCCAUUGAAUUACCAAAUACUAAUUUGCUUUCCCCUUCAAUUGUAUUGAAAAUUUCUAGUUUCUAGAAAGAAAAAGGAUGAUUUGUGUACAGUAGAUUGCUGCAUUUUCUUAGCUGCCAUGAAAGCACCUCCAGUCAAACCUCACUUUUUCAAACCCGUUCUCCCAGGUUUCAAGAAUGGUCUUUUUUAUGUUGUACUGCAGAAAAUUCCAGAUGGUUUCUUGAAGUAUUUGAUAGGACGCGAGGAGCGGGGACAUGCAAUACUGAAAAAGGCUGGUAAGAAGUGGCUGGUGAAGAUAAAUGGCCAGAAAUUGGAAGAAGGUUGGGGAAAAUUCGCGGAGGAGCAUGAUUUGCAGUUAGGAGAUAUGCUGAUUUUCAGACUUGAAGGAGACAUGGAAUUUGAUGUUUCCGUCUUUAAUUUAAGUCAUUGUGACAGAGAAUAUGCAGAGUAUUUGCAAGAAGAAGAAGAAGAAGAAGAAGAAGAAGCCCAUACUGUUGACGAGACUUCCAAGAAUUUUGAAUUCAAAGAAGCUGCUCAUCACAACCGUUUUGGUCAAUCUCAGUUUAUAUGCACUGUUAAGCCGUAUAGCCUUAGAAAUGGUUACUUGCGCAUUCCUAGUAAAUUUGCAAAGGCAAAUGGUCUCACCAACAAGGAAUGUGGUUUGAUUAUUAGAGAUGAAAGACAAAGGUCAUGGAAUUUAAGGAUAUAUACCUCUUGUUCUCAUGUCUAUAUUGGAGGAAGAUGGAGUGAAUUCCGUGCUGCAAAUGACAUAAAGGAGGGAGAUCAAAUAAUGUUUGAGGUUGUUAGUAGUGGAGAACAACCAAUCUGGAACUUUCAUGAAUAUGCAGAGUAUUUGCAACAAGAAGAAAAAGGUGUCCAUACUUUUGAAGAGACUUGCAAGAAAUUCGAAUCGAAAGAAGCUGCUCCUCACGAUCCUUCUGGUCAAUCUCAGUUUGUAUGCACUAUUAAACAGUAUUUUCUUACAAAUGGUUACUUGCGCAUUCCUAGUAAAUUUGCAAAGGCAAAUGGUCUCACCAACAAGAAAUGUGAUUUGAUUAUUAGAGAUGAAAGACAAAGGUCAUGGAAUUUAAAGAUGUAUACCUCUUGUUCUUUUGUCUUUAUUGGAGGAAUUUGGGGAAAAUUCUGUGCUGCAAAUGACAUAAAGGCGGGAGAUCAAAUAAUGUUUGAGGUUAUUACUAAUGGAGAACAACCAAUCUGGAAAUUUCAUGACAUAACAAACCCCAGCACAGUUGAAGAGACUUCCGAAAAUUCUGAAUUCAAAGAAGCUACUCGUCACAACCCUAUUGGUCAAAAUCAUUUUGAAUGCUUUAUUAGACCAUAUUGCAUUUCAAAGGGUUACUUGCGCCUUCCUAAACAAUUUGCCAUGGCAAAUGGUCUCAUCAACAAGAAAUGUGGUCUGAUUAUCAAAGAUGAAAGACAAAGAUCAUGGAAUUUAAGGCUAUAUACCCACAAUUCUAUAGUCCAUAUAUUGGGUGGAUGGAGUGAAUUCUGCGUGGCUAAUGACUUAAAGGAGGGAGAUUAUAUGAUGUUUGAGGUUGUUGCUAAUGGAGAAAAUCCAAUAUGGAAAUUUCACGACAAACCAAAUCCCAGCAUCAAGUCAUCAACAAAGGCAUUUCCCCAUGUAGAAGCUGCUACUCACAAGACUUCGGACCAUUCUCGUUUUGUAUGCACUAUUAGACCAUAUUGCCUUACAUAUGGUUAUUUGUGCCUUCCAAAACAAUUUGCACUCAGAAAUGGUCUCAUCAGCAAGAAACGCGAUGUGAUUAUUAGAGAUGAAUGGGAAAGGUCGUGGAAUUUAAUUUUACGUCCUUUUGGUACUAGUGUGUGUAUUAGAGGUGGAUGGGAUAAAUUCCGUGAGGCGUAUUGCUUAAAGGAGGGAGAUCACAUAAUGUUUGAGGUGGUUACAGAUGGAGAGAAACCAAUAUGGAAAUUUCAUGGCAAAAUCUCUGGGGGGAAUGUAAGCAUCAUUGAACAAUGAAAGCAUGCUAUGUUUUCUCACAGGAAAACAAACAAAAAAUGAUAGGUGGUUUCUUCCUAUUUGCCUAAGCCAUGUCGGGUUGAGUUAAUGGUACGUGUUGCAUGUCGGGUUGAGUUAAUGGUACGUGUUGGCGGGAUGUAAGCUUGUUCGAAUACCACCAUUACCCACCCCCCCACCCCCACAUAAAUAAAUAAAUUAAGAAACUUAUCUUUCUGAAUGAGGUGUAGUCAAGUUAUGAUUUGAAAUUAGAGUUAUCAACCUCCAUGAAUUCCUUUGAAAGAUCUGGAAACUUAUCUUGUCCAUUUUUUAUGAUUUGAUAUACUGUCCCAUCCUAAUUUAUGUAUGGCUGAUUGAGCCUGGGUCAAGUUAUGGGUAUUUUUUUCAAUAACAAAAUCAAUAAGAUUUUUUU
Solanum dulcamara is the source of this 2523-nucleotide messenger RNA. Its product is annotated as B3 domain-containing protein REM14-like. Gene Ontology annotation, molecular function: DNA binding. Bases 234 to 2114 code for a protein of 626 amino acids. NCBI's taxonomy places the organism in Eukaryota, Viridiplantae, Streptophyta, Magnoliopsida, Solanales, Solanaceae. The record is from RefSeq and is a predicted model, not a curated record. The transcript has 13 exons.